Messenger RNA from Symbiodinium sp. CCMP2456, 1044 nucleotides. NCBI's taxonomy places the organism in Eukaryota, Dinophyceae, Suessiales, Symbiodiniaceae. The record is from the annotation of a GenBank genome assembly.
AUGACGACGAAAACAGGGUCCACAGAGCUGCGGCAUCUCGUGGACGGGCCACCGUUCCCAUUGGCUGUUGCAGGCGCUCUGCUGCAGCUAGGAACUGUUCACUACGUAUGGUAUGCUUUUACAUCGGCACAUGACUGCCUUGCGGAUCCAAUCAGCUGCCUGGCACGGCCCUGGGAUGCAGAUCCAUUCGGCCGGACCGUGGUCUUCGUGGACGCAUUUGCGCUCUUCAUGUGGUUCAUCUCCCUUCGCACGCUGCCGGGCACUGGAACUUCCGACCCUUCAAUCGUCGAUCGCCUGUGGUCGAUCAUGCCCUGGCUCUAUGCCUGGCAAUGGUUCGCUGCUUCCUGUAUGCAGGGCUUCAACAGCCGUCUGCUUAUUAUGGCCGUGCUCUCUAGUAUCUGGGGCUUCCGCUUGACUUACAACUUCUGGAUCAAGGGCGGCUUCAGUGGUGGUGAGGACUAUCGCUGGGCAGUCGUGCGCCAAUGGUAUCCAGGUUGGCAGUGGGAGGUUUUCAACCUCCUCUUCAUCUGCCUCUUCCAGCAGUGCGCCAUCCUGGCCUUUACUGUCCCAGCAGUUGCAGCGCUCCAAUCGGACGCGCCCCUGGCCUGGCUGGACAUGGUGGCAACGUGUUUCUACUUGCUCCUUUGCCUCGGUGAGGCCGUCGCAGACGCACAAAUGUAUGCGUUUCAGACGGAGAAGUACCGCCGCAGAGCAGCGGGCGAAGAGAUGGGAGUUUACGGAAAAGGAUUCAUCCAAAGCGGUCUCUGGGCCUGGUCGCGGCACCCCAACUACUUCUGCGAAGUUACGAUGUGGUGGGUCUUUUACCUUUUCAGCAUACCUGCUACCGGAAAGACGGUCAACUGGACCAUUUUGGGACCCCUCUUCUUGAGUGGGCUGUUCCUGGUACCUGGGGCAUCUCUGGAUAUAACGGAAGCGCUUUCCUCCAGCAAGUACCCGGAGUACGAGCGGUACAAGCAGCAAGUCAGCAAGUUCUUCCCACUCCCCCCGCGGAGGAAGGAAGGCUUGCUGGCUGAAAGCUGCUAA